AUGAUAUGGAAAAGGUUGGUAAUAUUGUUUUCCUUGCUGUUGUUGGCAUUGGCUCAAGACCAUGUUGAUUUGGGAGAUGUGAAGGUGAACGAGGAGAAAGGAACUAAUCAGACGGGUACAAAGAAAGAUUUGGUAAAUUCUUGCUUUGUUUUUUUUUGUUUUUAGGUAACAAGUGUUUUAUUGGGAAAUUGUUAUUGUAAUUGCACAAAAAAUUUUUAAAAACUCUUUUAAUUAAAGUUUAAAGCAAUGUGGUAUAGAAUACCGAAUUUCAGACUAACAUUACUUUUUACCAUGCUUUCGUCGCUUCGUUGUCAGUCAUAAUUGUCAGUGAGAUUGGCGACAAAACAUGGUUUAUCGCCGCGAUUAUGGCUAUGAGGCAUUCGAGAAUGGCUGUAUUUAUAGGUGCUAUUGCAGCUUUAGGAUUGAUGACAGUUUUGUCAGGUAGGCAGAAAUUUAAAAAAAGUUUGAAAAAAUUAUUUGUUUUAGGUAAUAAAAGUAAAAAUAGUUUUAUAGGCAUUUAGCGUACUAGUCUUUAAAAUACGUCUAUAAAUUUAGCUUACCUGGGUUGGAUCACGCAAUUAAUACCAAGAAAGUUUACUUUCUACAUUUCUACGGCUUUGUUUGCUUUCUUCGGGUUGAAAAUGCUUCAUGAAGGAUAUUAUAUGAGUCCAAAUGAAGGUCAAGAAGGUUACGAAGAAGCUCAAGCCGAAGUUCAGAAGACUGACGCUGAUUUGGAGACGAAAAAGUUUAGCGAUUUGGAAUCGGGAGGAAGUGCUGAAGUGUAAGUUCUUUAUGUUAUUUUAGGUACUAACUUUACUUUUUAUAGAUGGCAGAUUUAAUAUUAAGACUUUUGUACUUUUAAAAGAUUGUAUUUUAGUAGUUCAACGUGGAAAGUGCUGUCAUUUGUAUCAACGAUAUUCAUUAAGUCUUUUACAUUGACGUUCCUCGCUGAAUGGGGCGAUAGGAGUCAGCUGACGACAAUUAUCCUUGGAGCUCGUGAAGAUGUAAAGGGAGUGAUACUGGGUGGAGUGCUGGGACAUGCCAUUUGCACGGGUAUUGCUGUCAUCUUCGGUAGAUUGCUAGCACAACAGAUCUCAGUCAGGACAGGUAACCUUUUUAAAAUUAUUUUUAUCUAAAAAUGGAUAGGUCAUUUUUAAAUGUAAAAUUUUUUUAUUUUGUGAAUUUGUUUUGACAAUAUUAAAUGCUACUAACCACCUACUUUCAGUGACUCUAAUUGGCGGAGUAGUGUUCAUAGGAUUCGCUCUCUCGGCUCUUUUCUUGGAUAUCGAACCAGAGGCAUAA
Molecule: messenger RNA, 1302 nt
Organism: Bursaphelenchus okinawaensis
Lineage: Eukaryota; Metazoa; Nematoda; Chromadorea; Rhabditida; Aphelenchoididae
Source: the annotation of a GenBank genome assembly